AAUAGUUGGGGAAUUAAAAACCUAUUUUCCCGCAGGUGUACCCACCAAUUCAAACAACACGGUUACACGUAAACUCCGAUAAAAAUCCCCAAUUCUCCUCAAAUUAGGGUUUCGAAUCGCUCCUAACACUUUCUACGCAAAUCGGGAAAGUCCUCUCCUUUCGCCACGAAUUUGAUCUCUACGUUUCAGGAACCAAUCGAUUUCCACGCGAUGCCGUCGUUCUCGUCGAUCAUCCCCUUACUUCUCCUAUUACUAUUCUGCUCGAUCCGCAUUCAAGCAGCGGACGAUCUCCCGGAGAAAUCAAGCGGCGACGUAUGCGGCACGGUCUCGGAUCCGGGCGGGUGUCCGAUUAACUGUUUCCGCGCCGAUCCGGUUUGCGGAGCCGAUAAAGUCACGUACUGGUGUGGCUGUCCAGACGCAGCGUGCCAUGGAGCUCGCGUAGUAAAAAAAGGAGCUUGCGACGCGGAUAACGCCGGAAGCGCUUCUGUGCCUGGUCAAGCUUUGUUAUUGAUUCACAUCGUUUGGCUCUUCUUGCUUGGACUCUCUCUUCUCGUCGGCGCUUUCUGAUCCUCAAGAGUUUAACAAAAUUGAUUCCAAUUAGAUUUCAGUGUCUUGUGUUUGAGAUGAUUCAUGUUCUGUUAGAUCACACGAUGAAUUGUUUUUGCCUUUGUGUUUGUAGGAUGUGUAAUGUUGAGUUAGUUUUAUAUUUAAUGGAUUGUUUCUUUUAAAAGGAUGAAUCUUUUUUUGGUUUGGUUUUAUCAUCAGCCAUCAUUGAUAGUAG
Eruca vesicaria subsp. sativa (arugula) is the source of this 781-nucleotide messenger RNA. The record is from the annotation of a GenBank genome assembly. Lineage: Eukaryota; Viridiplantae; Streptophyta; Magnoliopsida; Brassicales; Brassicaceae.